Messenger RNA from Melospiza melodia melodia, 5874 nucleotides. It is a transcript of the gene PLEKHH1, whose product is annotated as pleckstrin homology, MyTH4 and FERM domain containing H1. The transcript has 28 exons. Gene Ontology annotation, cellular component: cytoskeleton. The record is from RefSeq and is a predicted model, not a curated record. Bases 36 to 4361 code for a protein of 1441 amino acids. Lineage: Eukaryota; Metazoa; Chordata; Aves; Passeriformes; Passerellidae.
GAUUUUUAGAGCACCUCAGACGACAUCCUAAAUGGAUGAUUAACAUCACAAUGGCAGAAGUCACCGUGGAGAAUGGCAGCUGUGUGGACUGGCAGAAGCGAUGCCUUGUGUUGGAGUCCCAGCUCUUCAAAUUCCGCUUGCAGGCAAGCAAGAUCCGAGAGCUGUUAGCUGAGAAGAUGCAGGAAUUGGAACAGAGAGUGAUAGAAGCAGAGCAAAGAGCUGAGGAUGCAGAGAAACAGGUCAGAGUUAUGGAAGAGAAGAUAAAACUUGCCAAUGCGAAGACUGGUGAAUCUGACAGCACCCUGCACAAGAAAUACCAGGAGCUGAUGUGCACAAUGCAAGGAAAGGAAGAUCUGAUCAACAAAUUGGAGACAGAGCUAGCAAAACAGAAACAGCUGAGGACUGAGGAAGCCAAAAUUGUUCAAGAGAAAGCUGCCAAGAUCAAAGAGUGGGUAACAUUUAAGCUCAGGGAGCUUGAGCUAGAAAAUUACCACCUGAAAAACUGUAAUCAGAGACUGAUGGAGCAAAUUGAAGCUCUUCGGGAUACAUUGCAAGACAUGACCAGCAUUCCUCCCUUGGAUUCUCUUUGGAGCUGUGAUUCCCUGAAGCCUCAAGCAUCAGGAGCCUCUUUUGCUGAGAAGAUAGAGCAGAAAUCUGUGCUCCUUGCACCUGGUUUCAGGGAGGUGUGUCAGACAGGACCUUCCAAACAUGUCCUCUCUUCAGCAAACAUAGUCCUUGCCAAUGACGCCAUUACUGAGAAUGGAGAGGAUAAAUCUCUGCUUUCCCAGAGCAUGCUGAAGCUCAUAUCUGACCCAUCAAGCUGGAAUCUCUCCACAGAGAGAAAUGUAUUUCCAACUGUAAGUUCUGAACAUGGUUUAGGGUGCUCUGGUCCCAUAUCACUGGACCCUCCAGCUGAAACCACAAGAAUUCUUGAGGCUUUGACCUUCCAAUCAUCUCUGGAAGGAAACUGUAGUGCUGUGAGCGCCUUGCAACAAGUGGGUUUGGAUAGCACCUGCUUCUCUGAUGAUCUGAGUGCCAGAUUCCAUUCCCACCAGCUGGACUCCUCUUCCUCAGCAGAAAUUAUGAGCAUGCUUGAGGGACAUCUCCAGACUGCUGAGCCACCUCUGGUUGUGUCAACAUCAGCUGUUACAGCACAUUCCUUCUUUCCAGGGAGGGAGUGCAGCCUUGGCAGUAGUAUGACCUUUCCAAAAAUACGAACACCCAAUACACCAAGAGGCAGUAUCCAGCUAGCCAAGAGACACCACAGCCAACCACAGUCAGGGGCUAAUUCUUUCCAUCGUGUAAUGCACUUAGAGACUAGCACUUCCCAGCCCAUGACAGACCCUCCAGUCAGCUCUGGGCACGUGGAGGAGACAGACAUUGAUGAUGAUGGAGUAAUGGAGAAGAUGGAGACGGAAUGUGGCCUGCUGAGGGGAGAAGCUGCAGCGUGUGAGGGAAUGUACCACUUACCUGCAGAGCAAAGAGAAGCUGUGAGUUCUGAGUCUGGCACACUUGACCCGGGAUGCAAACCUCCCACACCACCGCUGCACCGAUUCCCAUCGUGGGAGAGCCGAAUCUAUGCCGUGGCCAAGUCUGGCAUGAGGCUGUCUGAAGUGGCCAUGGUGAAUGAUACUUCCAGCUGCUUUUCCAAUUUCUCGUGUUCAACUUCUGGGCCAUUCACCUAUCUCAUCUACAGAAAUGUCACAGUGCCAGUCUACACUACACUGAAGGGGAAAGCCACACAGAUCAGCAAUGUGCCUUUCUUAGAUGAGUCUUCAGGCUCUGAUGAUGACUGUGGCUCCCAUGCCAGUUUCAGGACUUCUGCUGCUGGAUCUGAGAACAGGAAAGCUAGCAUGCCAGGCAGCCCCCGGGCCGUGAAGAGAGGUGUGUCUGUGUCCUCACUGAGCUCUGAGAGUGACUAUGCCAUCCCUCCUGAUGCCUACUCCUUGGAUGGUGACUAUUCAGAGCCAGAGCACAAGCUACAGAGAACAUCUUCCUAUUCCACUGAUGGUGGGAUCUGCUCUGAGCCCAUGGAGAAAUCAGGCUACUUGCUGAAAAUGGGCAGCCAGGUAAAGACGUGGAAAAGACGAUGGUUUGUUCUCAGAAACAGACAAAUCAUGUACUACAAGUCCCCGAGUGAUGUUAUCCGCAAACCACAAGGGCAGCUGGAGCUGAAUUCUUCAUGCCAAAUUGUCAGGGGUGAAGGGUCCCAAACAUUCCAGCUUGUGACAGAAAAGAGAACCUACUUCUUGACAGCAGACUCUCCCAACAUCCUGGAGGAAUGGAUUCAUGUCCUGCAGAGUAUCCUGAGAGUACAAGUGAGCGGUCCUGUUGGUGUUCCUCACAGUGAUGCUAAACCUACUGUGAAAGGCUGGCUCACUAAGGUCAAGCACGGUCACUCUAAGCUGGUCUGGUGUGCACUGAUUGGAAAAACUUUCUACUACUAUCGAAAUCAUGAAGAUAGGUGUCCCUUGGGACAUCUGCCUCUGCGUGAGUCCAAGGUGGAAGAAGUAGACCGCUCCUGUGACUCUGAUGAAGAUUAUGAAACUACUGGUGGAGGACUUCUCUCAUCCCACUGUACACUGGUGAUUCACCCACAGGACCAGAGUCCCACAUAUUUACUUAUACGCACCAAACAGGAGAAGAACACCUGGCUGUACCAUCUGACCGUUGCAGCUGGUAGCAGUAAUGCCACAGUGGGCACAUCUUAUGAACAGCUCAUUGGAAAACUAUUGGAUGCAGAGGGAGACCCUAAUUCUCCUCUGUGGAAGCAUCCUAUGUUGUGCUACAGCAAAGAUGGGUUGCACACAUCCCUCACUACUCUGCCAUCAGAGGCUCUACAGACUGAAGCCCUGAAACUUUUUAAGUCCUGUCAGCUGUUCAUCAAUGUUCCUGUGGAGGCAUCCUCUAUUGAUUACCAUGUGUCACUUGCCCAGACAGCACUGCAGGUGUGCUUGACACAUACUGAGCUGCAGAAUGAAAUUUACUGUCAGCUUGUUAAACAGACUAGCUGCCGACAACCCCAGAACCACUCAGUCAUUCAGUGCUGGCAGCUCCUGGCUUUGUGUGCUCCUCUGUUUCUGCCUCAACAUCACUUCCUCUGGUACGUCAGGCAGCACUUGCAGCGCCAUGCAGACCCCAGGAGUGAGACAGGCAAGUAUGCCAUCUACUGCCAGAGAUCCGUGGAGCGCACGGUGCAGGCUGGAGAGCGGGAGGCCAAGCCCUCCCGCAUGGAGAUCGUGUCCAUCCUGCUGAGAAAUCCCUACCACCACUCACUCCCCUUCAGCAUCCCAGUGCACUUCAUGAAUGGAACGUACCAGGUUGUAGGUUUUGAUGGUUCCUCAACUGUUGAUGAAUUCAUCCAGAGACUGAACCAGGAAACAGGAAUGAGGAAGCCAUCCCAUAUGGGAUUUUCUCUGUUCACAGAUGAUCCUUCUGGCAGGAAUUUGGAACAUUGUUUGCCUGGCAAUAUGAAGAUCUGUGAUGUAAUUUCCAAAUGGGAACAAGCCUUAAAAGAAUUGCAUCCUGGGAAAUAUGAAGGUGGCACAAGAAUUGUAAAGUUGACCUACAAAAACAGACUGUAUUUCCGGAGCCAGGCCAAAGGUGAGACAGACCGUGAGCGGCUGCUGCUGGCCUUCCAAGUGAGCAAUGAGAUAGCCAAUGGAAGGUUUCCUGUUAAUAAGGAAUUAGCUCUGGAAAUGGUGGCUCUAAUGGCUCAGGUGGAAUAUGGGGAUUUGGAUCGACCAGGAUCUUCAAGUCCUGGGGGACCAUCACAAUUGAAAAUGCAGCAUCUUCUCCACCAGGUUUUAGAUAAAUUCUACCCCAAACACUACAAGCAAAACAUUACUCCUGAACAACUCAGGCAGCUGACCGACAGGCUGGCGACAAAGUGGAUGGUGCUGCAGGGGUGCUCUCCCCCAGAAUGCAUUCGAAUUUAUUUGACGGUGGCCCGGAAAUGGCCUCUCUUUGGAACCAAAAUAUUUGCUGCUAAGCCUAUUUUGCCUUCCUCCCUGGAAGACAGUCCAGUCUGGAUAGCUGUGAACGAAGAUGGUAUCAGCAUACUGGAUUAUAACACAAUGCAUUUGAAAGUCUCUUAUUCAUACUCCUCUGUGCUGACCUUUGGAGGCUGUCGAGAUGACUUCAUGAUUGUAGUCAGUAAAAUGAAAGAAAGAAGUUCUGGAAAAGAUAGCACUGAAAAACUCCUCUUCACAAUGGCAAUUCCAAAGCAACUGGGACCGAUCUUCCCAGACAAGCUCUGCCAUUCUGACUUGACAGAAGCUGCUUCUUUUAAACUCCUUCUUCUUUCAUGUACCAUAAGCAAGGAGGAGGUAGUCAGAAAUUGUGUACUCACGUUCUUCUGACUUCCCUAAAGAAUGUUAGUAGGUUUGAUUUUCUUUUUUAUCUGUUUCAAAGUGACUUCAUUAUGAGAAAAUUAUUGAAUUUUAAACAAAUAAAGGAAAAAUAUCAAUUCUUCAUAAAAAAUCUAAAUCUACUUAGUUUAAGUUCAGCUAUUUUGAGAAGCAUUCUAAAAAAGCUAAGGAAGAAUAACUGCACUUUGAAAAGUACCACAUUCAACUUCAUAAUAAUUAUGCAUUCAUGGGCAGCUUUCCCAAAUUAAAACAGUAUUAAUCCAACCACUGGACCAAAGUCAGUAAUAGCAAACCAGUUAUUUGCAAAUAAACAAACCAACCAUACCAGUGUUUUUACUCCUUAGUUCCUGCCACCCAACCUUGACACAUCCAACUAAUGCACAUGGGGGAGCCGAUAGAUCAAGGAUUUUUUUCAUGCUUAUGAUGGGUGCAAGGCCACAGACUAAAAGAGAAGAGCAGGGGGCAGACAAAAAUUGUUCUAAGCAAUCCCUCAUCAGCAUCUUUGUAAUAUAAAACAAAAAAAAAAACCCCAAACAACCAAACAAAACAAACCCAACCCCAAACCAUCCUCUGGUGAGUUAUAGAAACAGUAUGGCAGACCUAAGACAGGAAAAGAUUCUAUGAACUGUGACCUGAUUUGCACAUACUGUAAUGUACCCCCUUGUUAUGAAUUUAAAGACCAUCCCUUGAAGGUACAGAGAAGGGUAGAAGUUUUCUGAGCCAAAAAUAACUUUAAGAAGAUAUUUAGUAAUUUUUGUUUUCCCUUAGAUACUUUCCAGUCUCUCUAUGUCCCGACAGUAGCUUGUAUUUCCCCUCUCUCUCACAGUUAUCUUAGUACAGCUGUGUCAGAUAGAAUACACAGUGUUACUCCUCCUCACUCUGUCACCUGGGCCUGACAAUUUCUCCUGUAUCUGAAGGUCAGUUUGACAAUUUGCUUCUGGUAUCCCACCAGUAACAAAGCUGCUUCAGAAUAGGCUGGAGCUGUCAUCGGUGCUGGGGACACUCAAGGCAUAGAAGUCCCCAGGCUCUAUUUCCUUGUGUCCUCAGAGACUUGAGGAGACUUGUACCAGGGCAAACAGGAAGCAGAGAUGUUAAAUAAACAGCAGCUCUCCUGAAACUCAUUAUUUUUUGCCACAAUUGCACUUUAAAUUGAGAAGUAUGAUACACAAAACUUUCUUUCUUCCUUAUUUCUUAAAAAUAUUCAUCAAUACUUGAGUGUUUCAGGGACCACCCCACUCUGAUGGAUGCACACACCCCUCCUAUUUAUAGCUUACCUGUCUUCAAACACCACACCCUGUGUAGAUACCUAUUUUGUAUGAUUCUUUGGUAGAGAAAAUAAUUUUUUAUUUUAAUCAAUGCUUUUGGCAAUGACUGUUAAUGCUGCAUAGAAUGAGAUGACAAAAGCCUUUGUGUUCCUAACUGCUGUGUCUAAGUAAAAGGCUGUCUGGAAGAUACUGUGAGAUUUCUGUUUGGUCUUAAUAAAAUGCAGCUCGUGAAUUAAUAA